Schistosoma intercalatum is the source of this 2039-nucleotide messenger RNA. NCBI's taxonomy places the organism in Eukaryota, Metazoa, Platyhelminthes, Trematoda, Strigeidida, Schistosomatidae. The record is from the annotation of a GenBank genome assembly.
GUUUUUCGGCGCGUGAUAUAUUUAACUUAUUUGUAAUGUCCAGUAUUUUCAUGUCAACUGUGUAAACCACAACUAUCAGACUGAUUCACGAUUUAAAUAAUACUGCAGUACUGACAUAUUCCGGAACUGAAAUCGGUUCUUCACAAGCGGAGAAUACAUCAAGCUAAUUUUCUGCUGUGUAUGUGAAUUAUGGAAUAUAAGGACUACGUGAAGAGCCCACUUGUAGUUUUUGAUCAGGUUCAUGGUGGCUCUGAAGAACAUAACAAAAUCGAUUUCCUAGUUGAGAUACAAAAUGUUCUGCAGAAUCAUUCCUCUAAGGUUCCAUUAUUUGGGAACGUGUCCUUAGAACAAAUUCCUGAUGGACAUUUGGUGCGCGUUGUUGGAAUGGUUCAGGAUAUGUUCAAUGCAGAGUUGUUUAUGGACUCAUUUCGCCUGUCGGCAAAUGACAGCACUACCAAGUCUCUUAGGUAUCGGGAUUUCAGCUCUUUUGAAAACAGUGAAGAUGUAAGUCCAAUUGAUGUCAAGUUUUCUGAACGCCAGUCCUUCUACAUAGUACCAGUACCAGGAGAGUCUCCCUGGGUCAAGGAAGUUAGAGUAAAGGAAAGUGAGUAUACUUCGCCAAUUACAACAUCAGGUCAGAAACGUCAUUUAAAUGAACCUACAGAAGUAAUACAUAAGAAGCCAAAAUCCACAGCGAUGGAAACUAAUCCGAAUCAAGUGAAACCUCGUAAACAUUUUCCUUUAAUCGAAGAAGAGAAUAAUGAUCAAAAAAUUGGGGCUUUAUUACGAGUAUAUGAUACAGUACAAACUCAAUUGAAAAUCAAUGAUAUUGUUGAAGUGUUUGGUAUAUUGGAACAUGCACGCCUUUGUGAUGCAUUACCAGAAGAUUCAUGUGAACCAGAAGAGAAAUGUAAUGAACCUCUACCUCGAAUACAUGCUCUUAUAGUUCAUUCAUUAACACAUAAUAAUCCUCUUGUUUGUAAUAAUACUUCAAUUAUAUCAAUUAACAAGAAUGUUAAUGAUAUUCAAUUGAUUCGUAUAAAAUUAAUGCAAAUCCUUACUACAUUAUUUAAUGGUGAUCAAAUUGUAGCUGAAUAUAUACUUUUACAUCUGAUAUCAACCCGCUUAACUAUAGAUUCACAAUAUCCUAAUCAUUUACCAGCUAUGAAUGUGUAUGCCAGUCGUUCCAUCGCGGCAAAAUCAUCAUCAAAUAAUAUUGAUAAGUAUUUACUAUCUGAACUAUACAAUCGUUUGCAUAAUUUCUUACCACAAUUAGUUACACAUUUAGCUACUGUAAACCUUACAAUAAAAUCACUUAAUGAUGGACCAUGUUUAUUCCCUAUUCGUGACAUGAAUAAAGGUCAUUUAAAUCCUGGACGUUUACAGUUACCACAAGGGACUGAAAUACUUAUCAAUGAAUUAGAAAUGGAUUCCGGUCAAUUACAACAGAAAGGCUUAUUAAAUUUUCAAGCUUUAAGUUCUGUAGCUAUUAAUCAACGUUUAUUAUAUGAUUUUCAAUUUUACACACAAGAUUGGGAUACAAAUGUACGAGUACUAAUUCUGUCUAUUGUACCGUCGUUAAUUAAAUCUACUUUAUCAUUACCAUGGGAACCGGAAUCUUUUGACAAUAUAGAAAAUGAUGUUCAUAGCAAUAUUUCUGAAAGUGAAUUAGAUGAUAUGCGUAAAUAUUUGACAGUAUUAUCACUUAGUAAUGAAAAUUAUUCAAUGGAUUCUGAAUUACAAGAGCGAAUCAAUCAAGAUUUUGUUCAAUGGCGCAGGGAUAAGUCAACAUAUAUAGAAGCCGAUGAAUUUGCAGUUAUGCUGUGUUUACUCAGAUUUCAUUGUCUAACUUAUGGAUUGCAAUCUCCCACUCUUGAACAUUGGUUACAUAUUGUUGAAUUGGAAUCAAAACGAAAGUCAAGAAUUGCGUUGUCCAAGCUGCAAACCUCAUAGUACUUAACAAGAAUGCAAAAAUGUAAAAAGAAGUUAGAUUUAAUUAUUGUUCGUGUUAUUUUUUGAUCAAUAAAGUUCCUCUGUUA